This is a messenger RNA of Acanthochromis polyacanthus (spiny chromis), 1260 nucleotides long. RefSeq lists its product as uncharacterized. The transcript has 4 exons. Bases 50 to 964 code for a protein of 304 amino acids. The record is from RefSeq and is a predicted model, not a curated record. Lineage: Eukaryota; Metazoa; Chordata; Actinopteri; Pomacentridae.
GGGGUCCUUCAACGGCUGUUAUGGUUGGAAGAUCAGCCUUAAGUAUAAAAUGGCCAACCUCCGAAGCAAACUAAGGGGGCUGGGAUGUGCCGAGGUAAUGCUUAAUUCACUGAAGAGCAAGAACCAAGAUAAAUCUCUGGCAGCAUUGAAUGUCAAAAAGCCAAGAAGGGCAGAAGUCAAUUACUGUCCAGAACACCCAAAAGGAGAAACCACCGAGAGUCUUGAAGAAGAGAGAAUUGCACUGCUUUCUGAGUACAUGAAAAAAGACAAUUGGCAUACAGUGACAGCAAAAAUGGACAAGACUUUCUCAUACAGGAGGCAAGAAGUUCUGCAAGGACAACCCUUCGUUGCAGACUUCAAAAGCAGAUGGCCAGCUCUUUUCAAUGAGAAAGAGAUCGAUAAUGAAUUCAAGCGCAUAUCAACUGUGCCUCUGCUUUCGACAUUCUUCGCUGCACUUGACCAGUACUCUCCCCGUCUGAUAGAGAUCUUUAGACAUAAAGGUGGAGCAGGUGGAAGGAAGAUCCAACAUGUCAUGAUGGACAUUUCCAAGGAUGACACAAUACACACUAGACGAACAUGCGUCCUCAAGUCCUUGUGCAUCUACCUGAAUGAAGACCACGAAAAACUUGUGAAGGAAUACAAGAACACAGACACAGAGGCCACUGCGUCCAUGGGGCAAACUGUUCUGGGAGUUUAUGUAAUCCGGAAGGAAGGAGUGGAGCUGAGACAUGAAGACCCAGAAGACAUCGGUGUCCUGAUUGAAGGUGUGGAAGUUCUUAACAACCUGCAGAGCAUUGGAAUUGCUUGUGCUUUGUUGUUUGGACUUACAUACUGUUUGAAUCUGAGCUACCCGUCAAAGCUCAAAUGCACCUUUGAAGUCCUGCAAAAGAUAUUCCUCGAUCUUGAUGGGCAGAGACUGUCUUCCAAGGCACAGUUCCUCAAGAACAAGCUUAUGAGCAAAUAAGCUUGAGGAAGACUACAAUAAGUCUGAAGGGAGGAUUUUGUUUACUUUUGAGAGUUCAAAUUUAGGUGUUAUGAUGAUGUGUUAUGAUGUUAUGUUAUGACAAUUUAUAGUUUGCUCAGUGGAGUGAGAACAAGAGAGUCUCCAAAGUUAAAAUGUCUCCUAUAUUUAAAUGUUGCUGGAACAGAUAGAGUUGUAUCUUUACUACUGAUUUUAUUACAUAAAGUGUUGCUAAAGAAGUUUCACCCUUUGGCUGAAAAAUGUUUAAGAAGCCACUACAAUGGUUAUAGAUUCCUGUG